This is a messenger RNA of Tachysurus fulvidraco (yellow catfish), 1295 nucleotides long. Its product is annotated as histone H2B-like. Bases 58 to 435 code for a protein of 125 amino acids. Gene Ontology annotation, cellular component: nucleosome. Gene Ontology annotation, molecular function: protein heterodimerization activity; structural constituent of chromatin; DNA binding. The transcript is spliced from 2 exons. Lineage: Eukaryota; Metazoa; Chordata; Actinopteri; Siluriformes; Bagridae. The record is from RefSeq and is a predicted model, not a curated record.
AGCAGCUGCUAGGUAGGUGUUACUCAUUUUCGCGCAGUUCACUCGAACAGCAACACCAUGCCUGAACCAGCUAAGACCGCGCCCAAGAAGGGUUCCAAGAAAGCCGUGACCAAGACUGCAGGGAAAGGCGGCAAGAAGCGCAGAAAGACCAGGAAGGAGAGUUACGCCAUCUACGUGUACAAAGUCCUGAAGCAGGUGCACCCUGAUACCGGGAUCUCCUCUAAGGCCAUGGGCAUCAUGAACUCGUUCGUCAACGACAUUUUUGAGCGCAUCGCCGGUGAGUCUUCUCGUCUGGCUCACUACAACAAGCGCUCCACCAUCACCUCUAGGGAGAUCCAGACUGCCGUGCGUCUGUUGCUUCCCGGAGAGUUGGCCAAGCACGCCGUGUCUGAGGGCACAAAGGCCGUCACCAAGUACACCAGCUCCAAGCAAUGACUGCCUGAAGUCUGGAGACCAUGGACAUCACCAAAUACCACACUUGGAAUCAACUCCAGCCAUUUUACUUGCUUAAUUGAUGAAGAAAUAAUGAAGGAAUAGCCUACACCUGUCCAUGAAACAGCUUUUGAUUCAAAUGUCCAAUUUACAAAAAUUGGUCCCUUGAAAAAAGGAGGGUGGCUACACUCAAGAUCACUCAAUUCUUAAACCCUUACUCCAAUUUGGAUGCAAAUACCCUCAAAUUAUUUCAGCCCACUAUAUCUAUACAACUAUAACUUGAAUAUGUUUUGGUACAGUAAAUACCUAAAAAAAAAACCUAAAAAUGUGCAUGUGUCCAAAUAUAUAUGGACCGAACUGUAUAUGACAAGUGUAAUCUAGUUUGAAAGAUUAUAAGUCAAGAACUAAAUGUAUUGUUGUAAUUUUGAAAUUUGGCCAACAACAUAUAAGAUCAAAUAGUAUUCAUAACAGUAAGUUUUAAUUAUGUAAUUUAUUGCUUUUAUUGUUUUCUUGUAUUCUAAAAUGUGCAAAUGUAGCACCGGGUAAAAAAAAAAGAAUAAUAAAAAAUACUACUACUAAUAAUAAUAGUAACCUGCAACUAUUUGUAACCAUUGUGAGUUUUACUACUACUACUACUACUACUACUAAUAAUAAUAAUAAUAAUAAUAAAGGAAGCAGCAACAGUACUACUACUACUUAAAUGAGCAAAUUGUAGGCGCAAAUAAAAGCAAAAUUGGCAAUCAAACAUUCAUUGAAAUUUUAGAGCUCUGUACCUGUGGCCAUAAUUAGCUCAUAAUAAUAAACACUGGUGAUUUUCGCUCUGUUUAAACACAAAACAAAGAAUAAACACUAUUUUUCUUUAA